ACGCUCAUCCCAUGAGGGAUGUAUCGGACCGUAACUUUUACAACGGCCAGUAGAAUACGACGUCAAGUAAUUUUUUUUAGUGCUUGUUUUAGACAUUUGUGAAUAAUUUUAACAAUAUUUCUAGAUAUAAUAGUGAUGAUUUAUAGAUGUUAGGCUCAUGUGCAUAUAAAUUAUUACCUUACAAGGGAUUGAAUGAUAGGUUUUUGUUAGGGAAAGUUACAUUUUUCUUUCAUUACAUGAUUUUAAAGUUGUUUUUUUAUUUUUGCAGUUUCAAAGCAGUAUGUUUUAUGGGCAACGCAAUGCUGCAUUGGAGACUCAGGAACGUGUACCAUGGGUAGCCCCUGACGACGCUGAAGGAAGUGAUGUCGACAUGAGCCCUUUGGACAUUGACAGUGAUGAUGACGACCCUACCUGCAUUCCUGACGAAGGCCUUACUCAGGACGAUGCCUUUGACCCUCCUAACUCUAGAGCUCGCAAGGUCAAUGUUGUUGUCCCUCAAGCGAUGCCUAUGGAAGAGGAAGGUGAGCCUAACCCUAAGAGGUCUCGUGCUGAUGAAUGGAAGAAGGAAGACAUUGAUAUCCGUGCCCUGCCCAACUUCAUUCAUCAGAAGCCUGACUAUUUGAGGGAACCUUAUGAAUAUUUCUCCAAGUUCUUCACAGCUGAAUUGAGGGAACACAUUGUGUAUCAAUCCAACCGGUACUCAAGACAGAAGGAUGUAGGCAGCAACUUCCACAUGUCAGAAGAGGAUCUCAUGGUUUUCCUUGGCCUCAUCGUGUACAUGGGCCUGGUUCCUCUCCCUAGCAUAGUUGACUUCUAG
Messenger RNA from Macrobrachium nipponense, 817 nucleotides. RefSeq lists its product as uncharacterized. The transcript has 2 exons. The record is from RefSeq and is a predicted model, not a curated record. The coding region runs from base 281 to 817 and encodes 178 amino acids. Lineage: Eukaryota; Metazoa; Arthropoda; Malacostraca; Decapoda; Palaemonidae.